Molecule: messenger RNA, 1388 nt
Organism: Heterobasidion irregulare TC 32-1
Lineage: Eukaryota; Fungi; Basidiomycota; Agaricomycetes; Russulales; Bondarzewiaceae
Exons: 11
Coding region: 1-1308 (435 amino acids)
Biological process (GO): DNA repair
Molecular function (GO): ATP-dependent polydeoxyribonucleotide 5'-hydroxyl-kinase activity; polynucleotide 3'-phosphatase activity; double-stranded DNA binding
Source: RefSeq, a predicted model, not a curated record
AUGGCAUCGUCAUCGAAGCUGUCCACGAACCUUUCCAACUCAAAGAAACGACCAUUGUCUCGAGAUGCGCUUGUAGAGAGUGAAACUCCCCAGAAGAUUGUUAAGGUAUUUCCCAUCUUCGCAAAACAAAGUCAGCCAUCGUCCACAGCGAGUUUUCAAUGGCUGGCCCCAUUGGGUCCGAAACGCACCUGUUUGCACGGUGUCAAUCUGUCGCCCCGAGCAUCCACGACAGUCGCCGCAUUCGACCUUGAUGGCACGUUGCUUCAGUCUCACAUCUUCAAGAAGAAGAAGUCGCCGUCAGAAUGGAAGUGGUGGAAGGAUGUCGUACCCAAGAAACUCAAAGAGGUACACAAUUCUGGGUCUGCUGUCGUCUUAAUUUCCAAUCAAGCUAUCAGGUCUUCGCAACUUGAGGAAUGGAAGAAAAAGAUCUCACUGGUUGCCUCGGCACUCCCUGACGUUCCGUUUCGAUUACUUGCUGCUACAGCCAAAGAUGGUUAUCGAAAGCCUAUGCCCGGUAUGUGGUAUGAGCUUGAACGCGUGUUCAAAGCCGAAGGUGUUGAAAUAGACAAAGCCACUUCUUUCUAUGUCGGUGAUGCCGCAGGUCGUCCGAACGAUUUUGCUUCAACAGAUAGGAAGUUUGCGCUGAAUGUCGAACUGCCGUUUCAUACACCGGAGGCUUAUUUUCUCAAUCUUUCCGAGGCUUCCUACAAACUACCAGGCUUCAAUGUAUCGUCACUCGAAUCAGUGCCACGCAUUUUGCCCGUAGGAACAUCUAUCAUUCCAGCAACCGCGGCGUCUUUCCCUGAAAUAGUUCUCUUUGUUGGCUUUCCUUGCAUCGGCAAAUCUUCGUUCUAUAGGCAGCACUUCAGAACUGCGGGGUAUGCUCACAUCAACCAGGACACGCUAGGUUCUCGUCCGAAAUGUCUCAAAGCCGUAGAUGAGGCAAUUAGAGCCGGGAAGAGUUGCGUCAUCGACAACACUAACCGGGAUGUGCAGACCCGGAGGCAUUACAUUGAACUAGCGCGGAAAUCAGAUGUAAGAAUAAGAUGUUUUUAUUUUAGAGGUUCGGUGGAAUUGGCAUGGCACAACAACCUCUAUCGGGCUUUUAAUUUACCUGCUUCUAUUGCAUUACAUGAGCCACACAGAGAUUUUCUACCUUACAUGGCAUUUUCAAGUUUUGCAGAAAAGUUUGAAGAACCAAAAGAAAGUGAAGGUUUUCUUGAAGUUAUCACAGUUAACUGGCUUUUUGAAGGUAGUAAGAAUGAACAAAGAAAUUGGAGCAUGUGGUUACAGAUUGAUGGAAAGUAGUAUAACUUUUUAUAAGAGUAGUGACCAUAGUUUGUAUAUUCCUAGGGCUUUGUUACCAUAAUAUUAGCCCUGUGCUUACC